Molecule: messenger RNA, 1395 nt
Organism: Aspergillus calidoustus
Lineage: Eukaryota; Fungi; Ascomycota; Eurotiomycetes; Eurotiales; Aspergillaceae
Source: the annotation of a GenBank genome assembly
AUGGAACCCGCCAAUGGCAGUGUCCCUUGGAGCGUCAAGCGCUUACCAGAGGGAGCUCCCCCGACGAGCCGCGAACAGAACGACGGUGACGCCAAGAGCAGUCCCGGUGCGCCAGCACCUGAUCCUCCGUUGAUUGUUCCGGCUCCCAGUACUCAGUUGACAACCGAGGGACAACAGCCUGAAGCUCCAAAGAGCAAUUCCCAGAGCCCUCCGCCAGACGUCCCCAUUCCACACGACUUAAGAACUGGCGCGGCACGCGGCACACGAAGCGCCAACAACCAUAAUUUUGAAACCUCUUUUGAAUGGGACGCCAUCGCGAUUGAGAAGCGAAAGUCCUUAGAGGAGAUUACAUCGGCCGCCGAAAGCAAUCCUGGCCACUGGCCAAAGGUGGCCGCUCCAGUGCCCAAGCCUUCCUCCCAAAAAAUGUCCCGGAAUCGUCCUAGGGGCCCUCCAGUGCCCAGGGACAAUGGCGCAAACGAGGAAACUGAUAUGUGGAACAAGAUCCUUCAAGACCUGCGCAAGGCCAAAGAGAAAAAUGACAAGCAAAAAGCGCUGGCAGAACAAAUAGCAGCUCUGAAUGAGAAGAUCGGAAAAGAGGGUGGUAAACCAACCCUUAACGAGCACAAUCAGCUGGAUGGUCUUUACCGCCAAAUGCUCAAGCUGUGCGAAGAAGAAAGAGCUAUCUUGCAAGAUGAGCCUAGUGAUGUGAUCAAGAACCUGGGGCUUCUCAACGCGCUUCGACAGGCCUCAGAAGCAGAAGCCCCGCAGAGCCGUGCUGUAUCGCUAUCCAAGUCUCGAAAGAAGCGAAACGACAUGGAUGGGUCUGCUACCGACUCACCUGGUCCGUCCGGUGGUCUCUCAGACAAAGCCGGUCGCUCCAAGGGGGGUACGCAACGCAGCACGAGUGUGUCCAGCACCCACGUCCGCGACAACGUACAGGUCAAGAUCGAAGAAGGGGCUGAAAGCGCCAAGGGCACACCUGCUGAGCGCAAUGGGCAGCUAGCUGUGGGAGCGGAAGUGGUUUUUAAGCACAACAAAAACAAGCAGGGCGUGGAAGGAGAGGGUAUACAAUGCAUUAUCAAGGGGAUAACAGGUGAGGGCUAUAAGAAAAGAUACGAUGUCCAGGACCCGGAGCCCAACGAGAACGGCGAGCAAGGGGCUGUCUACAAAACCACGGCGGCGUCUCUAAUCCCAAUCCCUCGGAUGGGGUCUACGUUGCCAUCCUUUGCCGUUGGAAAGCAAGUGCUUGCUCGAUAUCCGGAUACAACCACCUUUUACCGCGCGGAAGUCAUGGGAUUGAAAAAAGACACCUACCGCCUAAAGUUUGAAGGCGAAGAAGACGACAAAGAGAUGGAAGUAGACCGUCGGUUUGUCCUAGAUAUCGCUGGGAAGUGA